AUGGGAUAUAUCGCUUUGGCAACUACGACUUCUGGUGUCACUGCUUCUAUUCUCCCUGGUGGGCGUACUGCACAUUCACGCUUUAAAAUUCCUAUUGAUAUUGACGAGAAUGUCAGCUGCAAUAUUAGUAAGCAAAGCGCACUUGCGAGUUUAAUUCGCGACGCAAAAUUGAUUGUAUGGGAUGAGGCAUCUAUGGCAAAUAAAAGAAUGCUAGAAGUUUUUCAUUUGCUACUAAAAGAUCUCAUGGAUACAAAUGUAUUAUUCGGUGGAAAAGUAGUUGUUUAUGGGGGUGAUUUUAGACAAACUCUUCCCGUUGUGAGAAAUGGAAAAAAGGAAGAUUUCAUUAAUCAAAGUUUGUUAUAUUCCAGCAUUUGGGACAAGCAAGAAAAAAUACAAUUAUCUGAGAAUAUGAGGGCAAAAACAAAUCCUGCGUUCUGUGAUUAUUUGCUAAGAAUUGGGAAUGGACAAGAACGUGUUAACGCAACAAACAACAUUGAAGUACCAAAUUCUUUAAUUGUGCAUUUCACAACUGAAAGAGAAUCUUUAGAUAAACUAUUCACAGUGACAUAUCCAUAUUUGAAUUCAUCUGGUUAUGACGCUUCUUGUACAGACUCCCGUGUAAUUUUGACAACAAAACAUAAUUUUGUCGAUGAAAUCAAUGAUAUGUUUAUUGAUCAAUUUUCAGGAAAAGCAAGAACAUUUGUUGGUAUUGAUGAGACCAUUGAAUCUGACAAUCAAUCACCAUUUGAAGAUCUAUUGCAUACUUUAAACCCUGCAGGUUUGCCUCCGUACAUAUUAUCUUUGAAAAAGAAUUGUCCAAUUAUAUUAUUACGAAACUUAAAUCCAUAUGAAGAUUUAUGCAAUGGCACGCGAUUAAAUUGUUGUGAAUUUAAAACUCAUGUUCUAAGUGCUAAGAUUGCAGCGGAUGAUUUCAAGAAUACGCAUGUAUUUAUUCCAAGAAUACCAUUGUUAUCAUCAAAUGAUGAAAAAUUGCCUGUUCAAUUCAAGAGAACACAAUUCCCAGUCAGAUUAUGCUUUGCUAUGACUAUAAAUAAAGCGCAGGGUCAGACAUUAGAUUUUGUGGGAAUUUAUUUGCGUGAACCUCUAUUUUCCCAUGGCCAACUUCAUGUUGCCUUAUAUAGAGCAAAGAGUUCGAAAUGUGUGAAAUUGUCGAUUUGA
Messenger RNA from Nicotiana attenuata, 1179 nucleotides. Its product is annotated as ATP-dependent DNA helicase pif1-like. Gene Ontology annotation, molecular function: DNA helicase activity. Lineage: Eukaryota; Viridiplantae; Streptophyta; Magnoliopsida; Solanales; Solanaceae. The transcript has a single exon. Bases 1 to 1179 code for a protein of 392 amino acids. Gene Ontology annotation, biological process: DNA repair; telomere maintenance. The record is from RefSeq and is a predicted model, not a curated record.